AUGUUGCUAUUAAGUCUUGUCCUGAUUGCUCUGUUGAGCGAGGCCACCAGAGCCUUGGGCUGCGCCAAUAACACGGCUUUAACGAAACACCCAGGAGACUGUGGUAAAAUAGCACCCAAAGUCGUGAUCAUCAGCAUGUUCACACCAGAAGCAGAAGUAUGGUACACGAAUUCGCCUAACAGUUCUCUCGGCAGCCUGCUCGCCCACAACAUCUCCGUGCCCGGGCUCUCCCCCCUAUUCCCCCACGUGCACUGCAACACACUCGGGGAAGUAUGCCAACUCACAAUGGGCGAGGCGGAGAUCAACGCCGCAACGUCCGCCACAGCAUUCCUCUUCUCUAACCUCUUCGACCUAAGCAAGACGUACUUCCUUCUGGCCGGCAUCGCCGGCAUAAGCCCGAAACUCGGCACGCUGGGCAGCGUCGCGCUAUCCAAGUUCUCCGUGCAAGUCGCGCUGCAGUACGAGCUCGACGCGCGCGAGAUGCCCGCUAACUUCUCGACCGGAUACCUGUCGUACGGCGCGUACGCGCCGGACGAGUACCCCUCGAUUUUCUACGGCACCGAGGUCAUGGAAGUCAAUGAGAACCUCAGAGAUGCCGCUGCUGAGCUCGCGCUUGCAGCGCAGUUGGCUGAUUCCGCGGAAAGCGCCGAGUAUCGCGCCUUAUAUAGUGCUAGUGGCGAGGUAUAUGCGGCUGCGACCGGGAGCCCUGGCGUUAUUAAGUGCGAUUCGGCGACUAGCGAUGUUUAUUACUCUGGCACUAUGCUGAGCGAGGCAUUUGAGAACACGACGAAGCUCUGGACGAAUCAGAGCAGCAUAACGUAUUGUGUUUCGGCGCAGGAGGAUACUGCCGUUUUGAAUGCGUUGAUGCGGGCUGCAGUCUGGGAUCUUGUUGACUUCUCGCGGGUUAUUGUGAUGAGAACUGGUUCUGAUUUCGACAGACCCCCGCCGUCAGUUAGUGCUUUUCAGCAUCUACGGCUUCUGGACCAAAACGGCUUCGACAUCGCGGUUAAGAACAUUUACCUGGCAGGAGUUGAGAUCGUAAAAGGUAUUAUAGCUGACUGGAACUCUUCAUACGAAGCUGGAAUCAAGGCGGAGAACUACAUAGGGGAUAUCCUUGGCACACUAGGCGGCGAACCGGACUUCGGUACGGGAAGCGUGUUUAGAGGAAUGGGUUUUUUGACGGGGUCAAGUACGGAAGUAGGCUUAUCAAAGAGGACAAUUUCCACAGAGAAAAGGGAUAGGAAGGCGGGUGAGUGGAAAUAA
This is a messenger RNA of Daldinia vernicosa, 1263 nucleotides long. RefSeq names its product putative purine nucleoside permease. Gene Ontology annotation, cellular component: endoplasmic reticulum. The transcript has 3 exons. The coding region runs from base 1 to 1263 and encodes 420 amino acids. The record is from RefSeq and is a predicted model, not a curated record. NCBI's taxonomy places the organism in Eukaryota, Fungi, Ascomycota, Sordariomycetes, Xylariales, Hypoxylaceae. Gene Ontology annotation, biological process: transmembrane transport.